AUGGAUGACUCGACUUCGGCGCCCGCGCAAAAGCGCCCUCGUGUCGCCGAGGAAAACCGCAAACGUGCAGUGCGAGCGUGCGAUGGAUGCCGCCGAGUGAAAGAGAAGUGCGAAGGUGGCGUACCAUGUCGCCGAUGCGUACGAUACAGCCGCCAAUGCAAUUUCACACAUAUCGACCCCAAUGAGAAGAGUCGGUCAACUUCCGCCUCGCUAUUGGAUCGGGCGGCCACAUUGAGUCGCAAUGAGAUUGCCGAGGCAGAAAGGGUGCAUAUUAUGGAGCGCUUGCUCUCGCAUUAUAUGCCCAACAUCAGAUUCGAUAUUCAGUCCUUGCGCCAGGCCGCCGAAGACUUGAAAAGCAAACAUCGUGAUGGUGGAUCGGACGUGAUUUCUACGAGGGCAGACCCCAAUGACAUGGAGGAUCUUGCUAUUGAUGAAGAGGACUUUACCAUUAAGGCUAUGCCCGAUAAUACUACCCAAUAUUCUGGAGAAUUCUCAUAUCUGAACUUCACAAUGAAGAUUCGGAAGAAGAUUGAUGAGUGGAUGAAGACAGCGGCUCCAGAUGCGACCUCCGAGGUCGAGCCAUUUGAGGAACGAUGGCGAAGCACACAGCUUCAAUCUGGGUCGCCUUUGAUAUCAUCCUCGAUUACUUGUCUUCCACCGCGAUAUGUGGCCGACUUUCUCGUUCAGAUCUUCUUCAAAUAUGCACAAACCAACAACUUCUACGUCGAAGAAGAUUGGUUACUUGAGAAGUUGGCUAUCUGUUACAACGACCCUGACAGCUUGUCAUCUGACGAUGCGGGCGCAGUAUGCUCCAUUCUAAUGGUACUAGCAGUCGGCACACAAUUCGCCCAUAUGGAAUCAUCCACUCCCGUGAAUUGUCUGCCUUCGGGCUCUACCGCAAACCAGGACCAUCAUUUCUCUGAGGAUGAGGUUGGCCUGACCUUCUAUCAAUUUGCCUCAAAGCUCCUCCCAGAUCUCAUUGCCACUGCAUCUGUCCGCAGUGUACAGGCUUGUCUUCUUAUUGGAACAUACCUCCUUCCAUUGGACACAUCCGGGCUAUGCUACACGUAUUUCGGCUUGGCACUGAAGCUAGCGGUUCAGAAUGGAAUGCACAGAAGAUAUUCUGGCGAGGGUCUAUCAUCCCGGAUGAUUGAAGUCCGUAACCGGGUCUUCUGGACAGCUUAUACCAUUGAAAAGCGUAUAAGUAUUCUUCAUGGCAGACCAUCGUCCUUGUCAGACCCCGACGUUGAUGGUCCACUUCCGGUUGAUUUCCCUGGUCUCAUGCCUGCCCACCAAGUCUCAAACCAUACAAAUAUGGUAGCACUGAUCACGUUGACCUUGAAACUUGGGCAGGUCUCCAAUGAGAUUACUUCCCUGCGAAAAUACCGCAGAGGCCAACAGCAGGAUUGCCUUGAACGACUGCUCAAUCUCCGGAAACAUCUCGUGGAUUGGUGGUCCACUCUCCCGGAGGAAAUCAGCUGCCGCGACUUGAAUCCAACAGGGCCUCUGUUCAGGUCAAACGUACAUCUCAAGCUUGACUACUGUCUUACUCGUGUCUUCAUCGGACGGCCAUUCCUGUUCAGUAAUAUCAAAGGCAUUUACCAAACACCGUCUCAAGCGCCACCAUUCAAGGGAGCUUCCGGCUUGUCGAAGAACCGAGCUACUCUUGUAACAGAUUGUGUGGAAGCCGCGCUGGAAAUUAUCGACCUGUGCCGCUUGCUCCGCGACGAGAAGGGUCUUGCACGGGCCUCAUUUACAGAGUUCAGUUCGUGUCGUGCGGCAUUGCUGGUCAUUCUGGCACAAGGUCUAACCAAACGCACGGAAAGACUCGGUGCGGCUCUCGAACAGGGCAUAUCCCUCAUCAAGAUUAUGUCUAUGGGGGUUGGCUCCGCACGUUCAGCAGUCAGCGUAAUCGAAGCACUCGAACGAGCCAUCCGCCGACUAGAAGCAUGGAGCGAGACCCACCCAGACAUCAACAACGGAGGAGGCGCAGAAUCAGCCUACGACCGCUUCAAAAACUGGGAAAUGCUCUGGAAAGCUGGACCCAUCUCACCCUCCACCUUCGCCUGGCAACAACAAGAAGCAUAUGGUUCAACCGAUCAGAACAUACCCCAUGGCCUACCCUCUCACGCCGCACCGACCAUCCCAGCACCCAUCCACAAUCCAAAUGCAAAUGCAUCAAUGACACCCCCGUCAGCAGUGAUGGUCAACCACGGCGCCGCAACAACUCCCGGCCAUCCAGACCAGGACAUAGAACAUGAUGUACCUGGCAGUGUUCUCUCUGACAGUUUUUCGAUCUCGCAGCAGUCACUUUCGCAUAUGCCGCACUUUGGCUUUGAUCAUUUUGUUUCCAAUUUCCCGCAGGAGCUUGGCGAGUUUACUGCCAUUCCUUGUUUUGAACCUGAUGCUCAGAAUGCUAAUGGGCUGCCGGUCGCUGAUAUGAAGACUCCAAGCGGUGAACCUGACCCACAGUGGUUGCAGUUCAUGAAAGGUUGA
Penicillium antarcticum is the source of this 2496-nucleotide messenger RNA. RefSeq names its product Zn(II)2Cys6 transcription factor. Gene Ontology annotation, biological process: DNA-templated transcription; regulation of DNA-templated transcription. Bases 1 to 2496 code for a protein of 831 amino acids. The transcript has 7 exons. NCBI's taxonomy places the organism in Eukaryota, Fungi, Ascomycota, Eurotiomycetes, Eurotiales, Aspergillaceae. Gene Ontology annotation, molecular function: zinc ion binding; DNA-binding transcription factor activity, RNA polymerase II-specific; DNA binding. The record is from RefSeq and is a predicted model, not a curated record.